Messenger RNA from Nannizzia gypsea CBS 118893, 1785 nucleotides. RefSeq lists its product as hypothetical. The record is from RefSeq and is a predicted model, not a curated record. Lineage: Eukaryota; Fungi; Ascomycota; Eurotiomycetes; Onygenales; Arthrodermataceae. The transcript has 4 exons. Bases 1 to 1785 code for a protein of 594 amino acids.
AUGCCACAGUCGAAGCUGAAGUGCAAUAUAUGUCCCCGGAAGCCCAAGUUCAGCGAUGUCUCUCAUCUGCUGACCCAUGUGAGCUCAAAGGGCCAUCUAUCUCACUACUUCAAGCUCCAGGUACGCAGUCAGCAAGAGCCUCAGGCCGGUGAACUGCUGGCUGCGUAUGACCGGUGGUAUCAGCAGAACAAACUUGCAAACCUGUUGUCAGACCGUAUGCUGGCCAAAGAAGCCCGGACUGGAAAAGGAUCCCGUUGCAAUAGCCGGUCAAGCCUUCCGGUUGCCUUUACUCAUCGGCCAUCUGCAAUUGUGCCUCCGCCUGUCAGCAAAAAUGCCCCUAUUGCCUCCAGUCCUCGGAGAGGCUCUCUUCCCAGUUUUCUAAACCCCAAGCUUUCUCAGAAUUACUAUACCUACGACAGUCAGGGCAAUCGUGUCUCUGGCAGGUCGUACUCCCCCAUGUCCGUUAGCAACAUGAUCAACCCCAAUCCUCACCCUGGCUACGGCUGGCAUCAACAGCCUCAAUAUCAGCCCCCAGCCCCUUUGCAGGUCUCAUCUAUGCAAACUGGGUGGAAGGAUGGAGAUGAGACAGAAUCAGACGGCGAGGGAAGUCCUCUGAUGGCCAGGCGAAUGAGACUUGGAUCGUUGAUUGACCCGUCUCUUCACCCCGCCCGAAGACCUCUCACUCCCGAUCCCUUCAUUGACGAUGAUGCUGCAUAUGAGUAUGAUGACCAGGAAGACUAUAGCCAGCGGGGAAGUGAUGAAGUUAACAAGCUGAAAGGGGUAUUUUGGCCUGGUAUGGAUAUUUUUGACUCUGCCACUGAAGAAAUGAGACGCAAGCGCAAUCAGAAGAAAGACGGCUCUAUUAUCAAGCAGAUGGAAGAGACAUCUGAAAGUGUUGAGCCAACUGAGCUAGUGUUUUCGCCUAACGGUACCCUUCGGAAGCAGCGUGUCAUCUCUGGCAUGGUUGAUGAUAGUAGCCCACUGAAGGGAGAGACUCCUAUCCCGAAGAAGAAGGUAGUCCGUCCUCGUAGGCGUCCCAUGUCUCAGCUGAGUGGGAAUGUCCAGAUGGCACAAAGCAGAUACAAGAUGAGGAUUAGAGAGCAAAGCCGUGCUGCUCAGCUAAAAAAGUUGUCUCAACAGGCACUUAUGAUCGGUAAACCCGGCGACUCGAUGAACUAUCCGCCGUUGGACUCCCAUCGCCAGGUCCUCUACAAUACUUCCAAGUAUGGACUCGAAAAUUCCGCGAACCACCCUUAUUAUGGCGCUUUUAAACCUCCAAGCACUGAAACUUACCGUGGAAAAGAGAAUAUUGACCCUAUGUUUUCUUAUGAGCGGAAUAUCCCGAAACAACAGUACUACUAUGGAUAUCCAUCCCAAAACGAGAAUGACAACUAUGGCUAUUCGAUGAACCCCUUGUCUUAUGCCGCAUCUCAGCAAUCUUGUGACUCUGGUACUAAUAGAGGUUGUAUCAAAGAUACUAUCACGGUUGAUACCAGUGAUUUAUUUGCUCAGCAGACACCAGGAGUUUUCAAGAACUCAUCCCCCAAAAGCCCCAUAGUGAUUAUGGGUUGGAUUCUCAAGGUCUUACCUAAGUUUGCGUGGAUUACACCUAUUACCCUCUUUAUAUAUAUGUUCUACUGUGAGCGAGUGACUGAGCCACUGCCUACAAAGAUCCUACUAAUUUCCACCAGCGGACAGUCAACUGCUCAAUAUAUUACGACAAACGGCACCUCGCGCAUAGCAAAGCGAUUCCCAUCAUUAGCUUUUGAAGUCAGGUAUACAUAG